GAAGACCUCGAGGAAGAACUUGGCAUUUCUUCCACCACGGUUGUCGACUGGUUCAGUUUUUGUCGCGAGGUCUGUGCGUACUGGGCCGAUAAGUGCAGCGAGAAACUUGGAGGUCCAGGACGCACCGUUGAAAUCGACGAGGCAAAAAUCGGCCAUCGUAAAUACAACCGUGGUCGCCUUUUGAAAGGCAAUUGGAUAUUUGGAGGAUACGAGCGAGAGUCGAAGAAAAUUUUUAUUGUGCCAGUAGAGGAUCGAACGGAAGAAACGCUCCUGGCAUGCAUUAAGGAGUGGAUCAUGCCAGGAACAACGAUUGUUUCAGAUUGUUGGAAAUCCUAUAAUUGUCUUAACAAUGAGGGCUUCCAACAUCUGACAGUCAAUCACACUUACAACUUCGUCGAUCCAGAUACUGGCGCCCAUACUCAGCAUAUCAAGCGUGUUUGGAGAGAAGUUCGAGCAAAUAUUCCAAAGUACGGGACUCGAUCGCACCAUGUCGAGGGAUAUUUAUUCGAAUUUCUAUUCAAACACGCUCAUCCUAGGGCUGAGAAAAUAAAAAUCUUCUUCGACGUUAUCGCCCAGAUGUAUCCUCCAUUGUCUACUGUCGAGACCGAGCAAACAGAGUAA
This is a messenger RNA of Temnothorax curvispinosus, 621 nucleotides long. RefSeq lists its product as uncharacterized. Lineage: Eukaryota; Metazoa; Arthropoda; Insecta; Hymenoptera; Formicidae. The annotation marks the transcript as partial. The transcript is spliced from 3 exons. The record is from RefSeq and is a predicted model, not a curated record.